Messenger RNA from Rotaria socialis, 1866 nucleotides. The record is from the annotation of a GenBank genome assembly. Lineage: Eukaryota; Metazoa; Rotifera; Eurotatoria; Philodinida; Philodinidae.
AUGGCAAGGUAUACAUCGCUGUUAUUAGCUGUUAUUUUUAUCGUUAAUAUUGAUAAUUCUUGGAAUCAAUUGGCAAUUAAUAUUCCAUCAUUGGGUACUAUUCGAGGUGAAAUUAAUCCAUUGGUAAAUAAAGUUCGCCAAUUUAUUGGUAUUCCCUUCGCACAACCACCAAUUGGUUCACUUCGUUUUAAAUCACCUGUUGCUCUAAAUCCUUUGCCAUCUAAUAAUACUUAUAACGCAACAGCAGCUGCACAUCAUGGUGGAUUUCCUUUAUUCACUUGUAUGCAGAUCUCAUUCACAAAUUCGAGUGUAAUCUACGGACAAGAGGAUUGUCUGUAUUUGGAUAUUUUCUUGCCAUUAACCAUCAGCAAUGGCUCUCUAUUACCUGUAGCUAUCUAUAUUUAUGGUGGUGGUUUUCAAACAUCAGAUCCACAUGAUCCAAGUCAAAUAAUUUCAUUGUAUCAAAAUAUAAUUUAUGUUGAGAUACGUUAUCGUAUUAAUAUAUUUGGUUCUAUGGCAUCAACAGCUUUAUCAGCUAGUCGAUCAGGACCAAUUCAAUCGUCAGGUUUACAAGGUUUCGAAGAUCAACAAAUGGCAUUACAGUGGGUUCAAGCUAAUAUUCAAUUUUUCGGUGGCAAUCCUAAUCGAAUUACAUUACAAGGACAUUCAGCUGGUGUUGAUUCCAUUUGUCUUCAUUUAGUUGCACCUGCAUCUCAAGGUUUAUUCCAACGUGCUAUUAUCGAAAGUGCAGGCUAUGAUAUAGAACAAGUACCUUUACAACAAAUGGAAAUAAUCGGCAAUAAUAUAUCAUCUUAUUUUUGUAGUUCAUCAUCAAAUGUUAUUUCAUGUUUACAAUCAAUUAAUGCAACUGUUUUACUUCAAUAUGCUCAAUCAAAAGGUUAUUUGAAUUUUUUUUCUCCAAACGGUUUUCAUCCAUCAAUUGACGGUUUGAUUAUUCCUGAUUCAAUAACAAAUUUAUUUCAGCAGAAAAAAAUUUCAAAUGUUUCUCUUUUAACUGGAACAACGAAUGCAGAAUUCGGUUUAUUUAUUGCGGGUGGUUUUGAACCGGGAUGGCAAGUAGCAAAUUUAAGUCAAACUGUAUUAUCUCAAUGGGUUCAAUUAUAUUCUAAUGGACAAUCAGCAUAUUUAAACACUACAUAUAAUCCAUACAUUGAUCCAUAUGUACCAUUGGCAUUGGUUAACUAUUAUGGUUUAACAGAUGCAUUAUCGACGAGUGUAAUUCAAUGUUCUGUUCGUCGAACAGCUAGUUAUUUAAGUAAUAAUGGGAGUGGAUCUGUAUAUUUAUAUUCAUUUAAUUAUAUUCCAUUAUCAUCUCCUUUUGCUAGUUUAUCACAAUCAGUUCAUGGUCAAGAACUUCCUUUUGUAUUUAGUACACCAAAUUCAUCAGCUCUAACACAACUUAUAUUUCCAGUUAAUGAAUUUAAUUCAAAUGAACAAUUAUUAGCUUUAGCAAUGAGUUUAAUUUGGGUAAGAUUUAUUGUUAAUGGUAAUCUAAAUACACCCCUCGUUGGUGAAGGAACUAAUCCAUUAAUAACUGAAUUGGUUAAACUUGGUGGUUGGCCAAAUUAUUCAACAAAUGCUACGAGUAAUAGUUCUGCCUUUUUAAUUUUCGCCAAUACAGCAUUGGGAAAUAGUAGUGCGGCAAUUCUCUUAGCAAAAAGUGGUUAUCAUUCACCAGUAUGUACUGCAUGGGAUCAAGUAGUACCAAAUCCAAUUAUCAUAAAACGAUGUGCGAUUGGUUAUAGUGGUCCUAAUUGUUCAAUAGCAAGUUGUAGUAGAUCAAAUACAGUUUCAUUUAUGAUUUGCUAUAUACUAACCAUUCUUAUUAUUUCAAUUAUUUUUUAG